CGCCUAAAUAGCUCGGUAUUUUUCGCGAUCUGUGGCUGGGGUCACACUAUUGCCGCCAAAAAAAAAACAUUUUACUUCCCUCACAAUUUAAACAUUUUUAGAGGCGUAAACUAAUAGUUUAUUGCAAUCGGGGGCAUAUUUUGGGGUUCAGUUAACCGGGAAAACGUGCCGCGCGUUCGAAAUGAGCAGUGAUAAAGUGAAGAACGGCAACGAGGCCGAGGAGUCGGAGGAAUCAUGUGGCGAUGAGUCGGCCAGUUAUACGACCAACAGCACCACCUCGCGGAGCAAGUCGCCGUCGUCCAGCACGAGGAGCAAGCGCCGCGGACGCCGGAGCACCAAGUCGAAGCCAAAGAGCCGCGCGGCCUACAAAUACGACACCCACGUGAAGGAGAACCACGGAGCAAACAUCUUCGGCGUGGCCUUCAACACGCUGCUCGGCAAGGAGGAGCCCCAGGUCUUCGCCACCGCGGGCAGCAACCGGGUCACGGUCUACGAGUGCCCCCGGCAGGGCGGGAUGCAGCUGCUCCACUGCUAUGCAGAUCCGGAUCCCGAUGAGGUAUUUUACACCUGCGCCUGGUCGUAUGACCUGAAGACCUCUGCCCCACUCUUAGCCGCUGCCGGAUACCGAGGUGUCAUUCGAGUUAUCGACGUCGAGCAAAAUGAGGCGGUGGGCAACUACAUUGGACAUGGACAGGCUAUCAAUGAGCUGAAGUUCCAUCCGCACAAGCUGCAGCUUUUACUUUCGGGCAGCAAGGAUCAUGCGAUAAGGUUGUGGAACAUACAGAGUCACGUCUGCAUUGCCAUCCUGGGCGGAGUGGAAGGACAUCGCGACGAGGUGCUAUCCAUAGACUUCAAUAUGCGCGGAGAUCGCAUCGUUUCCAGCGGCAUGGAUCACUCGCUGAAACUGUGGUGUCUUAAUACGCCUGAAUUCCAUCACAAGAUCGAGCUAUCGAAUACUUUCAGCCAGGAGAAAUCCACGCUGCCUUUUCCCACGGUGACCAAACACUUCCCCGACUUUUCGACGCGGGAUAUACACAGGAACUAUGUGGAUUGUGUGCAGUGGUUUGGCAACUUUGUGCUCUCCAAGUCCUGCGAGAAUGCCAUCGUGUGCUGGAAGCCGGGACAGCUUCACCAGAGCUUCGAGCAAGUGAAGCCGAGCGACUCUUCCUGCACCAUCAUUGCGGAAUUCGAGUACGACGAAUGUGAGAUCUGGUUCGUGCGGUUCGGCUUCAAUCCCUGGCAGAAGGUGAUUGCCCUGGGCAACCAGCAGGGCAAGGUGUAUGUGUGGGAGCUGGAUCCCAGUGAUCCGGAGGGCGCCCACAUGACCACCCUGCACAACCCACGCAGCGUGGCCACCGUGCGACAGAUCGCCUUCUCCCGGGACGCCAGCGUCCUGGUUUACGUCUGCGACGACGCCACCGUGUGGCGCUGGAAUCGCAGACAGGCGGCUGCCAUCUGAUGGCACAUCAAAGCGCAACCACACACCAAAUCUCACGUGGCCAAAUCUUAUUACAUUUCCCUAAAUUAGUUCCUAGUUGGUUAACAUAAGUUUAGAACUGUCAGUAUGCCUCAAACAAUUCCUAAUAAAUCCAAUAAAUGGUUGUCGAGCCAAUUAUAAUUA
Molecule: messenger RNA, 1621 nt
Organism: Drosophila suzukii
Lineage: Eukaryota; Metazoa; Arthropoda; Insecta; Diptera; Drosophilidae
Gene: esc
Product: extra sexcombs
Biological process (GO): heterochromatin formation; negative regulation of transcription by RNA polymerase II
Cellular component (GO): ESC/E(Z) complex
Molecular function (GO): protein binding; nucleosome binding
Source: RefSeq, a predicted model, not a curated record